Molecule: messenger RNA, 1423 nt
Organism: Gymnodraco acuticeps
Lineage: Eukaryota; Metazoa; Chordata; Actinopteri; Perciformes; Bathydraconidae
Product: E3 ubiquitin-protein ligase rnf152-B-like
Exons: 3
Coding region: 696-1169 (157 amino acids)
Biological process (GO): protein ubiquitination
Molecular function (GO): ubiquitin protein ligase activity
Source: RefSeq, a predicted model, not a curated record
GUAUGAAGCAAUAAGUCCUAACAUUAUUCUCAUAAAUUACCCUGUUCCUCAAUCGCAGAUAAUAUAAAUGACCCACAUGCCAUCCUUUAAUUUGAAAUCCUCACCGGAAGUGUUCCUGCACAUACGAAACGUCCAGCUUCCCAGGGUUGUUUUAUUGCAUUACCGUAAACCUGUAACUAAUCGCGCACUCGAAAUACAGGGGCGGCUGGUUUGACCACGCAAAAGUGAAAGACGGCUGGCUUGACCGCAGUCAGCGCUUGGUGUGGUAGACUGAGUCUUUAUGUUUAACCAUUCGUCUUCUGUUAACUUUAUGUUAGCUUCUUUCUCCCACCUUGCCUUCACGUAGGCUACAAUGUGGAGAGACCUUUCUACGAUUAUUUUAUUUAUUUAUUUUUGUAAUCAAAGAUGUCUUUAUGAACAGUUUGACUGCACUCAAAGGCAUUCCUCUUGGAGUUCCGGAGAUAUGCGCAUGUGCAGGUGCUUUGGCGUGCGUGAUUAAGAACUGAGUUCCACAGAAUUCUUUUAACUGCCUUCCUUGGAAAUGAUUCCUCUGACACGUCACAUGAUCAGGCAGGUCUGAUAAAUAUCAGCAGGCUGUUCACACAGACACAGCAAACCUCAGCAGAGCUACACACACGUUACCAACAGCAGGAUCACAGGCAGCCUUAUCAACCCUGAAACAGGUGGUCUGUUGAAUGCCUUCACUCUGCUCCCAGUCUGCACUCCACCUCACUACACCCUCAGACACCAUGGUCGUACACGAGGAGAAGGAGUGUGUGGUGUGCUUCAAUGAGUACUCUCGCAGCGGCCGGGUCCCUCGGGUGCUGCACUGCGGACACACCUUCUGUGCACCCUGCCUGGAGCAGCUGUCCCAGCUGAAGGGGUUCCUCUGCUGCGUCUCCUGCCCCCUGUGCCGCUGGAUCACCUGCACCAGGGCCAGCCUGACCCUGCCCGGGGCCCUGUGGGUCAACACGGAGAUCUGGGACAAGAUAGUGGAGGACAAGGUGGAGGAGAGGGCGAUACCAUCAGCCUCGAUGGAGGAUUUAAGCUACACUGAGACACAACUCAUCCAGUCAUCACUCCCCGUUUCAAAACAGUCUGGUGGCAAGACCUUACUCCAGAGGAUGUUUGGAUGUGUGACGCAGCAGCCAGACAUGGACAAGUGUUGACAGUUUAACAGCAGAAGAAGAAAUGACAGAGGCAUCUCCGUUCCUCUUUUCGUUCUAACUGAAGGGCCCAUGGCUGUAUGGAAAGGAACCUGAUGAAUGUUGCAGGACCAGUGGCGGCAGGUGGAAAAUAUUUUUGGUGGGGCUUUUGAUAUAGUGAGUAAAACAUUUUUUUUUGGGAGAAAUUACCCCUUAAAUUAGGACUUCUGGUGAUGUAAUGGCGCGUUUCCAGUGCAGCGCGGAGCUCGCUUUAAUGC